This is a messenger RNA of Pochonia chlamydosporia 170, 1083 nucleotides long. Its product is annotated as P-loop containing nucleoside triphosphate hydrolase. The transcript has a single exon. NCBI's taxonomy places the organism in Eukaryota, Fungi, Ascomycota, Sordariomycetes, Hypocreales, Clavicipitaceae. Bases 1 to 1083 code for a protein of 360 amino acids. The record is from RefSeq and is a predicted model, not a curated record.
AUGCCCAACGUGGAGGAAACUGACGAUGCGGUCAAAUCACCACUGCUAAUCAUCUCCUACCCACGCACGGCGUCAAAUCUAUUCAUGCGCAUGCUUUCACUGCCCGAUCAAGACGACGCACUCUCCCCGGAAAGCGGCGGUUACUUCUUCUACCCUGCUAUCGGACACAUGAGAGAAGCUGGCUUGCUGGACAAGCCACCCCAGCAAUGGACCGAGGAGGAGACCAAGACCACACAACUAGCGUUCCAGGCCUGCUAUGACAAGCUCCAAGGACUCAUCGACACGGCUGCAGACCAGGGAAAGCUAGCAGUCAUCAAAGAGCAUGCACCGUUUAUGAUGUCGCCAACAGUGCAAUCCAACUUUGUCCACAACCGCCAGGAUCUCAGCACGCCUUGGAAAGUGGCUGUACCAAACACCCAUUCCAUACCAAAUACUCAUUCCGUACCAAAUACUCAUUCCGAUUCCGAACCAAACACUCAUGCCGUACCAAACUUAGGAUACCCUCUGAAUGAGUCUGUAUUACCAGACCACUCCCUGUUGAAGUGUACACCCACCUUUCUCAUUCGACAUCCUGCUCUAGCCUUUCCAUCUUACUAUCGCGUCAAGCUUGCACAAGGAAUGGGAAGCGAAGCCCAAGAUCCGAUGAAUCAGUUAGUUCAGGCGUGUACCCUACGGUGGACUCGUAACCUCUAUGAUUGGUACACUUUCGCUUGGGAAGCUGUCACGCCAAGGAAAACGCCGCCGGUUAUCCUGGAUGCUGACGACAUGCUGGAUAAUCCAGAACUGGUUCGACAUUUUUGCGACUACGUCGGCUUGGAUUCUACCAAGGUUCGGUUUGAGUGGAGUUCUAUUAGCAAGGAUGACCUUGCAAAUGAGCAUCCAAUUCGAAGACACACGAGAGCGACUCUACUUACGUCUUCUGGGAUUGAAAGGGGAAAGACAUUCUUUGGGCUAUCCGUAGAAGGGGAGGUAGAAAAAUGGAAAGAUGAGUUUGGACACCCGGCGGCAGACCGCUUGGAGGGUUGGGUUCGAGCUGCUAUGCCAGAUUAUGAAUAUCUCAGGGGCAGGAGGCUUGUGAUGUAG